UUCUUUACUUUAUAAAUACACACACUUCUUUGGCUACCUUACUUCCAUUUCCCUCUUCUCUUCUUCUAAUCUUUCUGAAUACAAGCUGUGUGUGUAGAGAGAUUUCAUAAAGACAGCAAACAUCCCUUCUUUUUGUUCUGUUUUAAAAGUUCCCUUCUUCAACCAGCUCUUUUCCUCAUCAGGGUAAGUUGCAAAUAAAGGGGAUGUUCCAGAAUCAAGAAGAGAAGAUGUCAGACUCGCCUCAGAGGAAGAUGGGAAGAGGAAAGAUUGAGAUUAAGAGGAUUGAAAAUACAACAAAUCGUCAAGUCACUUUCUGUAAGAGAAGAAAUGGGUUGCUUAAAAAAGCUUAUGAACUUUCUGUUCUUUGUGAUGCUGAAGUUGCUCUCAUCGUUUUCUCAAGCCGUGGCCGCCUCUAUGAAUAUGCUAACAACAGUGUGAAGGCAACAAUUGAUAGAUAUAAGAAAGCAUCCUCAGAUUCCUCCAACACUGGAUCUACUUCUGAAGCUAACACUCAGUUUUAUCAACAAGAAGCUGCCAAACUCCGAGUUCAGAUUGGUAACUUACAGAACUCAAACAGGAACAUGCUAGGCGAGUCUCUAAGUUCUCUGACUGCAAAAGAUCUGAAAGGCCUGGAGACCAAACUUGAGAAAGGAAUUAGUAGAAUUAGGUCCAAAAAGGUUGGUUUUCAUCAUUGUUUCUUAAUUAUAUAUUUAUAUAUUUCUAUGAGAAACAAAUUAGUUAACAACUUUUUGUUUCUUGCUCUCUCUCUCUUCCAGAAUGAACUCCUGUUUGCUGAGAUUGAGUAUAUGCGAAAAAGGGAAAUUGAUUUGCACAACAACAAUCAGAUGCUUCGGGCAAAGAUAGCUGAGAGUGAAAGAAAUGUGAACAUGAUGGGAGGAGAAUUUGAGCUGAUGCAAUCUCAUCCGUACGAUCCAAGAGACUUCUUCCAAGUGAACGGCUUACAGCAUAAUCAUCAAUAUCCACGCCAAGACAACAUGGCUCUUCAAUUAGUAUAAGUUUAUAAUAAAAUGCAUGGUUUGAAGCACUCUGAUUGUGGUGGAUUUGGAUUAUGUAUAAGGGAGUGCAGGCCAUUUGCCAAUUAUUGAAAGGUACUCAAACAGGAAGUUGAAGAAGUUCAUCAUCUCUCUCAUCUAUAUGUCUUAACAAAAGUCUUAGCUUAUGGACUCUAAAACAAAGACUUAAUUUAAUAUAUAAAUAUAAUUGUGUAAUGCUGUUGUAUUGUAUGGUAUGUAUCCAAAAACAUUAAUAACCUAUCUUUUUCUUCAAAUUAUGUCUCCUUUGAUACAAACUACUAACAUAUUUUCUUAUA
This is a messenger RNA of Cucumis sativus (cucumber), 1330 nucleotides long. It is a transcript of the gene CAG3, whose product is annotated as floral homeotic protein AGAMOUS. Gene Ontology annotation, cellular component: nucleus. The transcript has 8 exons. The coding region runs from base 204 to 1016 and encodes 270 amino acids. The record is from RefSeq and is a predicted model, not a curated record. Lineage: Eukaryota; Viridiplantae; Streptophyta; Magnoliopsida; Cucurbitales; Cucurbitaceae. Gene Ontology annotation, molecular function: DNA-binding transcription factor activity, RNA polymerase II-specific; RNA polymerase II cis-regulatory region sequence-specific DNA binding; protein dimerization activity. Gene Ontology annotation, biological process: positive regulation of transcription by RNA polymerase II.